Messenger RNA from Miscanthus lutarioriparius, 1701 nucleotides. NCBI's taxonomy places the organism in Eukaryota, Viridiplantae, Streptophyta, Magnoliopsida, Poales, Poaceae. The record is from the annotation of a GenBank genome assembly.
AUGACCCGUGUCGUCCUUGAGGUGGAUGUGAACGGCGAGGAGCUCUUCUUCGUUGAUAAGGACGUUCUUGCGCGCUUCUGCGGUAGGAUCAGGAGGGUGGUGGCCGCCGGCGCAGUGUCCGCGAGGCGGCAUCCGAGGGUAGCUCUGCACGGAUUCCCCGGUGGCCCCGAGGCGUUCGAGCUCGUCGCGAGGUUCUGCUACACUGACGGCGGACGCGGCGGCGCGGUGACCGCGGCCAACGCGUGCGUGCUGCGGUGCGCGGCGGAAUUCCUAGACAUGGCGGCGGCAGACGCGCCCGAGGUCGGGGUCGCGUCCACGGCGGCGCCGAGCCUGGUGCGGAUGACGGAGAAGGCGUUUGAGGAGAUGCCGCACUGGCCGUGGCACACCGUCGUGGACGCCGUGAAGCAGUGCCAGCGCCUGGUCCCGCUCGCGGACUCCACGGGCGCGUUCGACGCGGCCGUGGCCGCGCUGGUGUCGCAGAUGGCCGUGCCCCCGCCGGCGGCCGGGGACACCACGCCCACGGGCUCCUCGCCGGAGUGCACGGAGUUCCGGUUCUCGUGCGACACCAAGAGCAGCAGCCUCAGCCUGCGCGGAUCCUGCAUCAGCCGCACCUGGUGGUUCGAGGACCUCGUCGCGCUCGGCCCCGCCACGGUGGAGCGCGUCGCCUCGGCGCUCGUGGCCAGGGGCACCGACCACGGCGUCGUCGCCCGGUUCCUCUUCUACUACCUCAAGUGUCGCAUCGCCGGCGCGAGCGCCGACGACAAGAAGGCGAUGCUGGAGGCGUCGGUCGCCGUCAUGGCCAGCCUCGACCGGAGCGUGGUCUCCUGCAAGGGCCUCUUCGGCAUCCUGAGGAUCGCCGCGCCGCUGAGGCUGGCCGACGCGUGCCAGGAGCGGCUCGUCGCCAUGAUCGGCCGCAAGCUGGACCACGCGACGCUUGAUAACCUGCUCGUCCCAGCGCCGCCCGGGACGGCCAGCCUGUACGACGUGAGCCUGGUCUUCAGGUUCUUGGCCGCGUUCCUCCGCGGCGGCGCCAGCGACGAGCCGGCGAGGCUGAAGAAGGUGGGCAGGCUCAUGGACCUGUACCUGGCCGAGGUCGCUCCGGACCCGUCCCUUCGUCCGGCCAAGUUCCUGGAGCUGGCCACCGCGCUGCCGGCUCCGGCCAGGGACUGCCACGACGCGCUGUAUCGCGCCAUCGACGUCUAUUUCCAGAUUCACGGCCGCCUGACGGACGAGGAGAAGAUGAAGAUCUGCAGGGGGCUCAGCUACGAGAAGCUGUCGCCGGAGUGCUGCAAGCACCUGGCGCGGAACGGCGAGUUCCCGACGAGAGCGGCGGUGCAGGCGCUGGCAUCGCAGCACACGGUGCUCAAGAGCAUCGUCCUCCGCGAGCCGGGUCAGCUGAAGCCGGUGUCGCCGUCCCCUCCCCCGUCCAAGGGGAAGCGCCGCGACGGCAGCGGCGGCUACGACAACGACGACGUCGGCGGCGGUGGCGAGAACGACGGGCAGGUGAUCCUGUACGCGGGGCGGCUGGACCUGUCGCUGGAGAACCAGAACCUGCGGUCGCUCCUGGACGGGAUGCACUGGCGGGUGAUGGAGCUGGAGAAGGUGUGCAGCAGGAUGAAGACGCAGAUGAGCAAGAUGAAGCAGGCCAGGCGAGGCGGCGGCGGACGCACCGCCAGGUCGCUCCCCAGGAUGUGUUCUUGA